UUGACGUUUGUGACAACUGAUGAACUGACAUUUAACAAACAUUGAAAAUAAACAUUACGUUUUUGUGAGAGCUUUUGUAAAUUAUUAGUUUAUCUUUCUAAAGGAAGUUUUACUAAAGAUACAUUAUUUCCCAAACAUUUACAAAACUAGCAGAGGUUUGGUUCUACAUUCAUUAAAAAUAAAUAAUUGAUCUACAUGAGUUUGGAUUUGGAGGAAGCCAACGAAACACAACAGCUAAUGCAGAAUGAAGGCGAAGAAGAAGAGUCCAAAGUUCCUCAGCCAGCUACAUCACCAGUUACAAGCAAUAAAAUAUCAAGUGGGGCGGCCAGUCUAACAUCUAAAAACCCCCACACAUUCACUAGCACUGGUAAUAAUAGUAUCAACGAUUCUGCUAAGGUGUCGUAUGUUAACGAGAGGCGAUUGCAUAGAGACUACAAUAUGCGAUCCAACAAUACCAGAACUAAACACAUGCCCAAAGAAACACCAGAUGUUAAACACAUGGAAAAAGCUUUGUUAGAAUUGCUCAAUGAUUUCCAUACUGGGAAAUUAAGCGCUUUCGGUACUGGCUGUAGCAUGGAACAAAUGAUAAACAUAAGGGACCAGCAAGAACAUCUAGCUAGGCUUCACUUUAGGUUAUAUGGUGACGCAGAAAAGCCCACUGAAGAUAGUUUCGAAAAUUCAGCAUCUAAAGAUAAAAUGGCUCAGCUGGUACAAAGCUUAGAACAGUUGUCUGCAUCAAUAGAACUCCUGCAAUCAGAUGGUGUACCUAGUUCAAGCAAUAAUAAAGAAUAAUUUUUUAUAACUUUCUUUAAUAAUAAAAAUAAUCAUCAAUUA
Messenger RNA from Bicyclus anynana (squinting bush brown), 834 nucleotides. RefSeq names its product coiled-coil domain-containing protein 28A. The record is from RefSeq and is a predicted model, not a curated record. The transcript has a single exon. Lineage: Eukaryota; Metazoa; Arthropoda; Insecta; Lepidoptera; Nymphalidae. Bases 196 to 792 code for a protein of 198 amino acids.